UCACGGAGGGGGCGACAGGUGAAUGAAAGAGGGGCGUGUCGGUGUGCGGUAGCUCGGCCGCAAGGCUGGAUCCCGCUGAAAGAGAUCCAGGCGACUCCAGAGCAGCAGCAGCUGGUGGAGACAUGGAGAUGCAGUCCUAUCAUGCCAAGCUCUUGGGGGAGUUGAAUGAACAGCGAAAGAGGGACUUUUUCUGUGACUGCAGCAUCAUUGUGGAAGGGCGGAUCUUCAAGGCCCACAGGAACAUUUUGUUUGCCAACAGCGGCUACUUCCGAGCCCUGCUCAUUCACUACAUCCAGGACAGCGGGCGGCACAGCACCGCCUCCCUGGACAUAGUCACCUCCGAUGCCUUCUCCACCAUCUUAGACUUCCUGUACUCUGGGAAGCUGGAUUUGUGCGGGGACAACGUGAUUGAAGUCAUGUCGGCGGCCAGCUACCUGCAGAUGAACGACGUGGUGAACUUCUGCAAGGCCUACAUCAGGUCGUCCCUUGAUAUCUGCCGGAAGAUGGAGAAGGAGGCUGCCGUGGCUGCAGCGGUGGCGGCGGCGGCGGCAGCGGCGGUGGCGGCUCAUCAGGUGGACAGCGGAAGCCCCAGUUCAGGCAGGGAAGGGACCUCCUGUGACACCAAGAACGUGGUCCCCUCUCCGGCCGAGGGAGAGGAGAGGGUGGACUGUCCAAGAGAGCCCCCUCGCAGUGACUGCAGAGGCUGCCACCCACUGGAACUGGCGGCGAAGGACGGCCAGGGCAGUGGCCCAGCUGACAGUGACCUCUCUGUUCUGCCCAAACAGAUAGAGCCCAAGGUGGAGUUUGAUGCCGACGAGGUGGAGGUGGAGUUGGGCGAACAGCUGCAGCCGUAUGCCACCCCACUCAGCCUGGCCCACGUGGACGAGGGUUUGCCCGGUGGCCAGGCCAUCGACUUGGCUUACGGUAACUACCACGUGAAGCAGUUCCUGGAGGCACUCCUGCGCAACGGUGCCGUCCAGAGCAAAGGUGACGUGGACCAUCACUUUUCUCGAAGUUUGGAGGGAAGACCAGAGGGUGCGGGAGGAGCCAUGAGUGCCGUGAUGGAUGUCCAGACCGACUGGUAUGGUGAGGACUCAGGUGAUGUGCUGGUGGUCCCCAUCAAGCUCCACAAGUGUCCUUUCUGCCCUUACACUGCCAAACAGAAGGGCAUCCUUAAGCGGCACAUCCGCUCACACACAGGCGAGCGGCCCUACCCCUGCGAGACGUGCGGCAAGCGGUUCACUCGACAGGAGCACCUGCGGAGUCACGCCCUAAGCGUCCAUAGAUCCAACCGUCCAAUCAUCUGCAAGGGCUGCAGAAGAACCUUCACGAGUCACCUGUCCCAGGGACUGCGGCGCUUCGGGCUGUGUGACAGCUGCACCUGUGUUACAGACACACACGAUGAUGAAGACGAUUUGAUGCCCAUCAAUCUUAGCCUGGUGGAGGCCUCGUCCGAAAGCCAAGAAAAGAGUGACACAGACAAUGACUGGCCAAUCUAUGUGGAGUCUGGUGAGGAAAAUGACCCCGCUGGAGAUGAUUCUGAUGGCAGACAGCAGAUUCGGCCCAACUUGUCAGAUCAAGAGACACUUACGUAGCGGAAAAUUCUGGGGGUGGGUAGGGGGAGAGGUUUUAGAAUUUGUUGUUGCUCAUUCUAUGUUCAAAAGCCACCAUUUGUCCAAUUUUGUGGAACCCCGAGAGGAACAUGUUUUCAUACUAUCGUUACAUUUUUGUUACAUUACACGGUGAAGGUUGGAUUUUGUGACUCAAAGGACUGAUGACUUCUUACUGGAAUGCCCUUGCUUUCUGAGGACCUUGUUGAGUUAAUUCUGAGUGAAUUAAUGCUUGCCCCAAGGCUUCCCAUUUUUCCUGUCGUGCACCCAAACUCUGGUUAGGAGAAAGACAAGAAAGUCUCCAUGCUUGAGACAUUUAAUUGUCUCAUUCCUCCAGAUUCCUUUUUUUUUUUUUUUUUUUGUCACCCUUUUUCUCUGGAAAUGUAGGCAAAAAUAUUUUGACAUCAGUCUUACCUUUGCCAAGCUUCUCCUGAUGGAUUCCAUAUUUUAAUUUUCUGGUGAAGUUUUUUUUUUUUUUUAACAUUUAUUUAUUUUUGAGAGACAGAAGGAGAGAGCACAAGUUGGGGAGGGGCAGAGAGAGAGGUAGACACAGAAUCCGAAGCAGGCUCCAGGCUCCGAGCUGUCAGCACGGAGCCCCACAUGGGGCUUGAACCCAUGAACCGAAGUUGGACGCUUAAACAACUGAGCCACCCAGGAGCCCCUCUGGUGAAGUCUUAAAGACAAAGCUUCACUGAUAUAAGGCAGGCAGGGCUGUUUGGCUCCAUGAGUGUAAAGAUACUUCUAAGACUUCAGUUUUAAUGGCUGGGAGUAUUUAUGUGCACGCAAGCAUGGAAAUGAGCUGAGAGACUCCUGGGCACUCUGACUUGCCCAGCUAAGUUCAACUUUAAGUUAGUCCUGAGAAAGGAGACUGUGAGCCCAAGUCUGGGUGGUUUCCCUGUUUAGUUUGGGAUCUGACCGGUCUGCACACACAGAUAACCUGUUUUGUGAUCAUAAAACAAGUCAUUUGGAUGAAACUCAAACCCCUUCCCUGUGUUUUCCUGCCAUUUUCAAGAGCCGCUGCUGUGUAAUGUGGAAAUGUAGCCCCUGCUGACGGCCUUCUACUUCGAUUAUGAAUAGAACUUUAAUUGGAGGGAAAGUGUGAGCCUGUAUAAACAAGUUAUAUUUCUAAA
Molecule: messenger RNA, 2740 nt
Organism: Neofelis nebulosa (Clouded leopard)
Lineage: Eukaryota; Metazoa; Chordata; Mammalia; Carnivora; Felidae
Gene: ZBTB8B
Product: zinc finger and BTB domain containing 8B
Exons: 4
Coding region: 123-1595 (490 amino acids)
Biological process (GO): regulation of transcription by RNA polymerase II
Molecular function (GO): RNA polymerase II cis-regulatory region sequence-specific DNA binding; DNA-binding transcription factor activity, RNA polymerase II-specific; protein binding
Source: RefSeq, a predicted model, not a curated record